Messenger RNA from Pongo pygmaeus (Bornean orangutan), 1217 nucleotides. Its product is annotated as atherin-like. The record is from RefSeq and is a predicted model, not a curated record. NCBI's taxonomy places the organism in Eukaryota, Metazoa, Chordata, Mammalia, Primates, Hominidae. The coding region runs from base 459 to 950 and encodes 163 amino acids. The transcript is spliced from 2 exons.
GCCUCCUCGCCCCGCGCGGCUAAAGCCGGACCGUGCGGGGCCAGGGGUAGAGAACGGCCCCUCGCCGGGACUUGAACGCCAGACCCACGGAGCCCACGGCAAGUCCGCUCCGCUCGGAAAAUAUAGACCUUUUCAUCCCGCACUCACGACCCUCUCCUUUCCCCCAAAAUAUAAACAACUCGAGGGCGGAGGCCAGGGAACUGCCACCCGGCUUUACGUAACUUGACCCAGAGGCGGGCGGCGGCAGGUGGCUGCACCCGGCGAGCAAGGUGCUCGAAGCCCCGAGAACGCAGGACGCCGCUCGGGCAGCGAGAUGGCCGAGAAGCACGAGAGGCCGGGGAGCGGCGGCGGCCUCCUUACCUUUCCAGAUGCCCAGAGAGAGCUGGGACGUGUCCAAGUCCACCACAUAGUCCCCCAAGAACCGGUUCAACACGUCCACGACCACCGACUCGAAAACCAUGUUCCUCAGCCGUGGUGGGCACGGCAGCCGGGGCCCGUGCGCUCCUCCUCCCGCCGCCUUCCCCACGCCCCUCCCUCGAGGCCGUUCGGUUCACCGGCUCCGGGGCAGCUUAGGCUGCGGCGCCCCCGCUGGCCCGACGCGCAGCCCUAGGGAGCCCAGCGAAGGACGGAAGCGACCGCUCUCACGACGCGUGCGCAAGUCUGCGCGCGGCUGGAGGCGGAGCGCGGCGCAGACCUGGGCGCACAGCCCUGAGAGGGAGGAAAGGCGGCUGCGCGGCCGCGGCUCUGGAGGGUGCCGUUUUCGCGCAGAGCCCGGCUCCUCUUUCCUGUCGGCCCCGCCUCCUCCCCAUCGCCUGGCAACGGGACACCGGUCUGGAGCUACCGGAUUUUUUCCGAUCCCGCCCCCUCCUGCAGAUCAGCGUCCCCAACGGCCCCCCGGGGCGGGGCGGGGGCGGGGCGGUUACGCCCGACGGGAACGCCCCUCCCCCUAGAAGGAGGACUUAACUUCCUGCUGCGAGUCGAGGAUGGAAUUACAAUAGUCCCUGCCCUGCGUCUGAGAUGAGCACCCAUUUUUGGUCAAGUCAUUUAUACGGAGCUGUCUUUCAUUCCAAAGAGUGACACGCUUCCCUGCAGAUAAGAGUUAGAAUCAGCCGGUGUGGAAACUGCUGAACACCCUCCAAGAAAUACUGGGAGUGCUGGACCGUUGACCCCUAAGCCUCCACCGAACCACUGACCUAAAAUAAAUUACAAUUACAGAU